ACCGUACACUACAUAACUUACCUCCCCCAAACCCCCUCAACCCCCCAAACCGUCCAUCACACAUCUACAACUCAAGACCAUCCAAACCACCCACCCCUAAAAGACCAAAAAAAAAAUGCCCUGGCGCCCCCUCCACCCCACCGACCUCCCCGCGCUAACCACCAUCGCCAACGCAAUCCACCAAACCCUCCCGGAACGCCCGGAGAUCUUCGCCGAGCGCAUCCGCCUCUUCCCGGAAGGCUGCUGGGGCCUCGACGCCGAGAAUAACGGCCAACUGGUCGGCUACGCCAUCUCGCAUCCAAUCCGCGCGGGCCAGCCGCCGGCGCUGGACACGCUGCUGGGGCGGAUCGCGCCGGACGCAGACCAGUAUUACAUCCACGACGUGGCGAUCCUCCCGGGUGUGCGCGGACGGGGUCUCGCGGCGGAGGGGGUGCGCCGGCUGCUGGAGGCCGGGGACCGGUAUGGGACCACGGGGUUGGUGUCGGUUUAUGGUACGGAGCGGUUUUGGGGACGGUUUGGGUUUGGGGUUGUGGAGGUGGGGGAGGAGUUGAGGGCGAAACUGGAGGGUUAUGGUGGGGAUGCGGUGUUUCUUGUUCGGAGACAUGGGAGCUGGGAACCUUAAGUAGAGGGAGUUGAGGGAUGGCUUGUUGCUCGUGGUGCGGAGUUUCUGUGUAGAUGUACUCAUGUCGGUUUUGUUUGGGCUCUAGUGGGUGUAUUGCUGGACGUGUUGCAAGCUAGUAAGAUUCACGAUUCAAUAUACACGGGUCUGCAGCACGAGACACGCCCCGUUCACAUCAAUCAAUACCUCGCCAGUGCCGAAGAAUUACUCGAAUCCCCGCUUCAGAUUCUCAAAUCGACUGAACGGAUAAUUCAGCGUAUUCGGACUCCGAUCCAGAUCCC
Molecule: messenger RNA, 900 nt
Organism: Aspergillus japonicus CBS 114.51
Lineage: Eukaryota; Fungi; Ascomycota; Eurotiomycetes; Eurotiales; Aspergillaceae
Product: GNAT family N-acetyltransferase
Exons: 1
Coding region: 116-622 (168 amino acids)
Molecular function (GO): acyltransferase activity, transferring groups other than amino-acyl groups
Source: RefSeq, a predicted model, not a curated record